Messenger RNA from Ictalurus punctatus (channel catfish), 2364 nucleotides. It is a transcript of the gene pfkfb1, whose product is annotated as 6-phosphofructo-2-kinase/fructose-2,6-biphosphatase 1. The record is from RefSeq and is a predicted model, not a curated record. The transcript is spliced from 15 exons. Gene Ontology annotation, molecular function: 6-phosphofructo-2-kinase activity; fructose-2,6-bisphosphate 2-phosphatase activity; ATP binding. Gene Ontology annotation, cellular component: 6-phosphofructo-2-kinase/fructose-2,6-biphosphatase complex; cytosol. Gene Ontology annotation, biological process: fructose 2,6-bisphosphate metabolic process; fructose metabolic process. Lineage: Eukaryota; Metazoa; Chordata; Actinopteri; Siluriformes; Ictaluridae. The coding region runs from base 810 to 2090 and encodes 426 amino acids.
UCUAUUUUAAUAUAUUUCACAUAUAUUACAGUUUAUAUGGGUGAAUAUACUAACAAUAAAUUAUAAUAUAUGAACUGUACGAUUGAGUAUUGUAUAUCACAAUGCAAAUGAUGCAUGGUUUUAAUUUAAUCAUACAUCCUUUGUUAUCCUCAAUACUGUUUUAUUCCAUAAUGUGAUCAACAUUUGAGCAGGGAAUAAAAAUAAAAAUACAUAAAAUGCUGUCAUAUUAUUUCUCCAUUAGAUUAGUGUGUAAAACCAGCAGCUUCAGUGAAGACUGUCACAAUUUAUCCUACCACAUAUGCUGAAAUUUGUAUAUUCCUACUGUGUAUACCCAAAUAUCCAUUGCAGAAUAAUGUUCUGUGUUGAUAGUGUCAAAGACAAUUCUGCAUAUGAUCAGUGGAGAAUGUGUGUACAUGCUAAAAGUCACAGCAUGACCUUUGCUCUUGAUAUGUGUGAUGUGUGUAUAUCGUGAUCCCUUGGUCUGGAUGAUGUUAAAGGCCAAGCUCAGACUGCUCAGAUCAUAUGUCUGUGUGUAAUGAGGGAGGGUGUGGGAACCUCAGCAAGAGCCAAAGCCUCUCAGUUCAUAAAAGCAUCCAAUGCAUACGGCAUCAAGCAUAUGGUACGGUGGUGUGUUCAGGCACUUUCUUUUCAGUUUUCUUCCGGAGAUGGACAUGUUUCCGAAAGAGUUGCGCAUGCAAACCCUCUGUGACAGCACAGCCAUACAGGAAGUCAUCCUGUGCUAGGGCCAUUUCUGCAAUUUCAGAACAGCGUCACGACCCCAGUUUACAAACUCUCCAACCGUGAUUGUAAUGGUGGGGCUGCCUGCCAGAGGAAAGACUUAUAUCUCCAGGAAGCUUACACGCUACCUCAACUGGAUUGGAGUCCCAACUCAAGUCUUUAAUCUGGGCCAGUACAGAAGAGAAGCAGUCAAGAGUUACAAAAACCAUGAAUUCUUCCACCCAGAUAAUGAAGAGGCCAUGAAUAUCCGCAGGGCUUGCGUUUUCAAGGCCCUCAAGGACAUUGCCAACUACUUCACUAAGGAGCAGGGACAAGUAGCAGUAUUUGAUGCCACUAACACCACAACGGAGAGGAGAGGAAUCAUCACCAGCUUCGCCAAGGAGAGGGGCUACAAGGUGUUUUUUAUCGAGUCGAUUUGUGAUGACCCAGAAAUUAUUGAGGCAAAUAUAAAGGAAGUGAAACUGAAUAGCCCGGACUAUGAGACCUGUGAUAAAGACGAGGUGCUGGAGGACUUUCUGAAGCGCAUUGAAUGCUACAAGAUGACUUACAUUUCCCUUGAUGAUGAAAAGGACAGGAAUAUGUCCUACAUUAAGAUCUUCAACGUGGGCACCAGAUAUCUGGUGAACAGGGUUCAGGACCAUAUCCAGAGCCGUAUAGUGUACUACCUCAUGAACAUCCACGUCACACCACGCUCCAUCUACCUCAGCAGGCAUGGGGAGAGCGAGCUGAACCAGUUGGGCCGCAUCGGAGGAGACUCUGGCCUUUCUUCACAAGGCAAAAGGUAUGCUGGUGCUCUGUCAGAGUUCAUCAGAAAUCAGGCGAUAAAAGACCUAAAAGUGUGGACGAGUCACUUGAAACGGACCAUACAGACGGCUGAGGCUCUGGGAGUCACUUACGAGCAGUGGAAAGCCCUGAAUGAGAUCAAUGCUGGUGUGUGUGAGGAGAUGACUUAUGAAGAGAUCCAGGAGAACUACCCAGAGGAGUUCGCGAUGAGAGACCAAGACAAGUAUCGGUACAGAUAUCCCAAAGGAGAAUCUUACGAAGACUUGGUGCAUCGCCUAGAGCCGGUCAUCAUGGAGCUGGAGAGACAGGAGAAUGUGCUGGUCAUCUGCCACCAGGCAGUCAUGCGUUCUCUGUUGGCCUACUUCCUGGACAAAAGUGCAGACGAACUUCCGUACCUUAAAUGUCCACUCCAUACUGUACUCAAACUAACACCAGUGGCCUACGGAUGCAAAGUGGAAUCUAUUUACCUAAACAUCCAAGCAGUCAACACACACAGAGAAAAACCUGCGAACGUGGAUGUGACAAGACCUCCAGAGGAAGCACUUCGCACAGUUCCUGAACAUUUCUAACACAGCUUAUACAACACUUAGUUCCAAAAGUGACGAUAUUCAGUAUAACAGCUCUGUUACGUUUCAGUGUUUCUAUCACUCCGCUCGACUGUGUUCGCCACAUAAAAUUGCAAGUGUAAGAAUAAUUCAUUUCACUGAAACCGUUACUGCACUUACUGCCGUCUGUCAGUCAGUCUGAGUAUUACACUGCAUCACACAACGCUCUAUCCAGCUGUGGCUUCUGUGGGAACUAUUUUUGUUGACGGAGGAAAAAUAAACAAAAUCUUUGGCCAUA